This is a messenger RNA of Spea bombifrons (plains spadefoot toad), 4158 nucleotides long. It is a transcript of the gene CLUH, whose product is annotated as clustered mitochondria homolog. The record is from RefSeq and is a predicted model, not a curated record. Gene Ontology annotation, cellular component: cytoplasm. NCBI's taxonomy places the organism in Eukaryota, Metazoa, Chordata, Amphibia, Anura, Pelobatidae. Gene Ontology annotation, molecular function: mRNA binding; protein binding. The transcript is spliced from 26 exons. Gene Ontology annotation, biological process: intracellular distribution of mitochondria. The coding region runs from base 118 to 4116 and encodes 1332 amino acids.
AUUCUGAUCUGGAAGGUCGGGUGGCAGAGGUUACAGCUGCACCACGUGUGUGUGUGUCUGGCCGGCUCUGUCCUUCUAACGCGAUCCGGAGACACUCACAACUAGAGCACGGAGGACAUGGUCAGCAAGACGGAGGAGCCCGGCGUGCCUAGCGCUGCCGCUGCACAGAUUCCAGAGAAAAGCCCAGGCCCGUGCUGCGAUCAUUCAACUGGCAUGCCCUUAAUGAACGGUGAUGGAACCCACAACCACCAGGCUGACGCUGAGCCAAAGCAGAAUGGGCAUGAUGAGGGCGAGCAGACUGAAGAUGGAAACGAGCAGGAGGUCAUCGUUAUCCAGGACACUGGUUUCACGGUCAAAAUCCAAGUCCCUGGGCUGGAGAUGUUUACGAUCCAGGUCUCCCCCCAGGAGAUGGUCCAAGAGAUUCACCAGGUUCUCAUGGACAGGGAGGACACCUGCCAUAGGACCUGUUUUUCCCUGCAACUGGAUGGAAACGUUCUGGAUAACUUUGCAGAGCUGAAAACUAUAGAGGGCUUCCAAGAGGGCUCUGUGCUUAAGGUGGUUGAAGAGCCAUACACUGUGCGGGAGGCCAGAAUUCAUGUUCGUCAUAUACGUGACCUCUUAAAAAGCUUGGACCCCUCUGAUGCCUUCAACGGUGUGGACUGCAACUCCCUGUCAUUCUUGAGUGUCUUCACUGAUGGGGAUCUCGGAGAUGGAAAAAAGAAAAAGAAGGGAACAGAACUUGAGCAGAUUGAUUGCACCCCUCCUGAAUAUAUUUUGCCCGGGAGCAAAGAGCGACCUCUGUGUCCACUUCAGCCCCAGAACAAAGACUGGAAGCCUUUGCAGUGCUUAAAAGUUCUCACCAUGAGUGGUUGGAAUCCCCCUCCUGGCAACAGAAAAAUGCACGGAGACCUGAUGUAUCUCUAUGUAAUCACCAUGGAGGACAGACAUGUCAGCAUCACUGCUUCCACCAGAGGAUUCUACCUCAAUCAAUCUACCGCUUAUAACUUCAAUCCCAAGCCCUCCAACCCGAGCUUCCUCAGCCACUCUCUGGUGGAACUGCUCAAUCAGGUCAGCCCAACGUUCAAGAAGAAUUUUGCUGCACUUCAGAAGAAAAGAGUCCAGAGACAUCCUUUUGAGUGGAUCGCAACCCCGUUCCAGAUAUACAGCUGGACGGCACCCCAAGUUGAGCAUGCAAUGGAUUGUGUGAGAGCAGAGGAUGCCUACACAUCCCGUCUGGGGUAUGAGGAGCACAUCCCAGGGCAGACCAGAGAUUGGAAUGAAGAGCUACAGACGACGAGGGAGUUGCCUCGUAAGAACUUACCGGAAAGACUUCUCCGUGAAAGAGCCAUUUUCAAGGUGCACAGUGACUUCACAGCAGCUGCUACCAGAGGUGCUAUGGCAGUCAUAGACGGCAACGUCAUGGCUAUUAACCCCAGUGAGGAAACCAAGAUGCAGAUGUUUAUCUGGAACAAUAUCUUCUUCAGCUUGGGUUUUGAUGUCCGGGAUCACUACAAGGAUUUUGGAGGCGAUAGUGCUGCUUAUGUAUCCCCCACAAACGACCUCAAUGGAGUACGGACAUACAAUGCAGUAGAUGUUGACGGUCUGUACACCUUGGGAACGGUGGUGGUGGAUUAUCGAGGCUACAGGGUCACUGCUCAGUCUAUCAUCCCUGGAAUAUUAGAGCGUGAACAGGAACAAAGUGUCAUUUAUGGCUCAAUAGACUUUGGUAAGACUGUGGUCUCCCACCCAAAGUACCUGGAGCUACUAGAGAAAACAAGUCGGCCACUCAAGAUUCAAAAACACAAAGUCCUAAAUGACAAGGAUGAGGAAGUGGAGCUGUGCUCCUCGGUGGAAUGCAAGGGUAUCAUUGGCAAUGACGGGCGCCAUUAUAUUCUGGACCUGCUCCGUACUUUCCCUCCUGAUCUCAACUUCCUACCUAUUGAAGGUGAGGAGAUGCCAGAGGAAUGUCAGAAAAUGGGAUUUCCCAAAGAGCACAGGCACAAGCUGUGCUGUUUACGUCAGGAGCUGGUGGACGCAUUUGUGGAACACAGGUACCUCCUGUUUAUGAAAAUGGCUGCCAUGCAGCUGAUGCAACAGAAGUCCUCCAUACAGGAGGCCACCAAUGCCCUGGAAAACGGUGCCUCCCCGACUGAUGGUAAAAAUGAAUUGCCAGAAGCUAGCCAGUCUGAUGAUCAGAAAGACAAUGUAGACGCGGAGUCCAAGCUCAAAGAACUGGAGGAGAGCAUGGAAGCCCACAAUGAAACAGUUGAUGCCAAAAGCAGAGAGGUGAUUCGAAAAGCCUGUCAGGCUGUUGGCUCCAUUAGUGACACAUCCUUUGACAUCCGCUUCAACCCAGACAUUUUCUCGCCAGGUGUGCGUUUCCCAGAAUCAAGUCAACAAGAAACCCAGGUCCAGAAGCAGUUGCUAAAGGAUGCUGCAGCUUUUGUCUUAACCUGUCAGAUACCAUGUUUGAUUAAGGAUUGUCUUGACCACAAUGUUGUUCCCAUGGAUGGCGCCACCUUAGCUGAAGCCAUGCACCAGAGAGGGAUCAAUAUGCGGUAUUUGGGGAAAGUCCUUGAUGUUGUCAACAAAUUUCCUGUUCCGUCUCAGCUAGAUCAUGUCCAUAAAAUUUUAAUUAGUGAGCUGAUUACCCGAUCUGCAAAGCACAUCUUUAAGACAUAUCUACAGGGAGUGGAGCUGUCUGGCUUAUCUGCUGCCAUCAGCCAUUUCUUGAACUGCUUCCUCAGCUCCUUUCCUAAUUCAGUCGCUCACCUACCUGCUGACGAGCUGGUCUCCAAGAAAAAGAACAAGAAACGCAAGAACCGGAACCUCAGCAGUGCCGACAACACCACGUGGGCGAGUGUCACUCCUCAGGAGCUGUGGAAAAACAUCUGCUCAGAAGCAAAAGCUUACUAUGAUUACACUGUGGAAUGUGAAAAUGUGGACCAGGCUGUGGAGACCUAUAACCUGCAGAAAAUCAGUCUUCUCCGAGAAAUAUGCGCUAAAGUCGGAAUUCAGAUACUGCUCAAAGAGUAUAAUUUUGACAGCAAACAUAAGCCAACCUUCACUGAAGAGGACAUAUUGAAUAUUUUCCCUGUGGUGAAACAUGUCAACCCCAAAGCCUCUGACGCUUUCCAUUUCUUCCAAAGUGGGCAGGCUAAAGUACAACAGGGUUUCCUGAAGGAAGGAUGUGAAUUAAUAAAUGAAGCCUUAAAUUUGUUUAACAAUGUAUAUGGUGCCAUGCAUGUGGAGAUCUGUGCCUGUCUGCGGCUGCUCGCCCGGCUCAACUAUAUCAUGGGUGACUAUUCUGAGGCCUUAAGUAAUCAGCAGAAAGCCGUACUAAUGAGCGAGAGGAUACUGAGUAUCGAGCAUCCUAGUACCAUCCAGGAAUAUAUGCAUCUCGCGUUGUACUGUUUUGCAAACAAUCAGCUUUCCACGGCACUAAACCUGCUGUACCGUGCCCGCUAUCUCAUGCUGAUGGUGUUUGGGGAGGGCCACCCGGAAAUGGCUCUGUUAGAUAGCAAUAUCGGUUUGGUGCUUCAUGGAGUCAUGGAAUAUGACCUCUCCCUGCGCUUUCUAGAAAACGCACUUGCCGUCAACUCCAAGUGUCACGGAAACAAGUCUCUGAAGGUUGCACUCAGCCACCAUCUUGUAGCCAGAGUAUAUGAAACUAAAGGAGAGUUCCGCUCGGCCUUGCAACAUGAGAAAGAAGGGUACACGAUAUAUAAAAACCAGCUUGGGGAGCAACAUGAGAAGACCAAAGAGAGCUCAGACUACUUAAAGUACUUGACACAGCAGGCCGUAGCACUGCAGCGCACAAUGAAUGAGAUUUACAAGAACGGAUCCAACGCCAAUAUAAUGCCACUGAAGUUCACAGCUCCCAGCAUGGCAAGUGUUUUGGAACAACUCAAUAUUAUAAAUGGGAUCCUAUUCAUCCCACUCAGCCCAAAAGACCUGGAAGAUCUGAAAGCAGAGGUUAAGCGUCGCCAGCAGCUCCAGGAAGCCAUCAAGAGUGCUGACAACCAAGAGGAUAAAGCUCAAGAAACUGAAGAGCCACAGAUGGUAGCCAGUAGCACGACAACAAAUGAGGCUUCUGAAACGCAAACCUCUGCUUAGUUCCCCUCUGUUCUCUCUUCUUCAUUCUUACAAAAAAUAAAU